AUGUUCUUUGUCCACCAGCGUGGACGAGCAAUGGGCGUCUACACCGUGUUUCUCUCCCUAGGCCCAUUCGUUGGUGGGCUGGCAGGUGGCUACAUCGCCUUUAAUAAAGGCUGGGAAUACACGUUUUGGGUGGGAACUGCGCUUUCAGCGUUUUCCUUUGUUGGGAUGACUAUCUUCGUUCCCGAGACUCUAUUCGAACGGCCCAUUUAUCAGACUGACCAAUCACCAGAGGAUCAGGUUAAUGAUUCAAAGGCCCAAUCUGAAAGAAUUGAGGACGUCAACCCAACAGAACAGAAACAUCUUACAUUUAUACAGUCUCUAGGAUUCGGACCUGUCCGGGGUAAUAUCUUGACAUUGGCUGUAAGACCUUGGAAAUCUUUAUACCUUCCUGGAACAUUGGUAGUUAUGCUUCAUUAUGCUGGCUUAGUCGGCGGUAUAGUGACUAUUUCUACCAUCGGUGCUCAGCUCGUUGCAGAGCCUCCUUAUCUCUGGGGCGCAAAUGCAGGAUUGAUAAACGUGGGUGGCCUGAUAGGCACCGCCCUCGGAUAUAUUUACACUCACUUUACUUCUGAUAGAAUUGUCAGAAGGCAAGUUCGGAAAAACAGCCAGCACGGAUUUACUGAGGCAGAGCACCGCUUGCCUACCAUGUUCUUCCCUCUCGCAAUAACAACCUCUGGCUUCUUUGUGUUCGGGUUUUGUGCACAGAACCCAGGCCCCUACAGAUGGGUCGGUCUUGAGGCGGGAUUCGCUAUGCUUUCCUUCGGAUUGAUGCAGGUGCCAUCAGUGGGCUUCAACUACCUUGUUGACUCUUAUCAUUCUCUGGCAGCUGACUGCCUAACCAUGGUAACAAUCCUCCGGGCCGUCAUCGCCUUCUCUUGGACCUUUUUUGUUGCUCAUUGGGUCGAGGAGCGGGGAGCAGCAGAGCCCUUUGGUAUAUUCGGAAUGUUGAUGGGGAUCUUUGGACUGCUCACAGUUCCCCUUUGGCUCUUCGGGAAGCGGAUGAGAAUUGCUACUGCAUCUAGUGUGGAACGGUGGUCAGGAUGA
Clonostachys rhizophaga is the source of this 1044-nucleotide messenger RNA. NCBI's taxonomy places the organism in Eukaryota, Fungi, Ascomycota, Sordariomycetes, Hypocreales, Bionectriaceae. The record is from the annotation of a GenBank genome assembly.